Molecule: messenger RNA, 2605 nt
Organism: Rhododendron vialii
Lineage: Eukaryota; Viridiplantae; Streptophyta; Magnoliopsida; Ericales; Ericaceae
Product: SUMO-activating enzyme subunit 2
Exons: 11
Coding region: 367-2301 (644 amino acids)
Biological process (GO): protein sumoylation
Cellular component (GO): cytoplasm; SUMO activating enzyme complex
Molecular function (GO): SUMO activating enzyme activity
Source: RefSeq, a predicted model, not a curated record
AAAGAAAAAAACUGGACAGCAGCUCCCUCCGAAAUUAGUCUUUAGUUUUAGCCCUUAGCCCACUCCCAAACACGACCUUACUGCAUCGCUUCUUCCGAGAGUGAGAGAGAUCUUACAGAGAGAGAGAGAGAGAGUUUACCUUUUGGCGCCCUUUCGUCGAAGCAAUAGGGCAGAAGAGAAGACCACACCAGGAUUCCCCAACCUUUCCUUUUCCCCACACCCGCCUUCGAUUCUUCACACCCACCAAAAAAAGAAAAAAGAAAAAAAAACCUCCCUUCACUCUCUCUCUAAAAACCUCUUCGUAUACACCCACUCUUUAAUAAAUCGUCACUCUUUGACUUUCCCACCCCUCUCUCUCUCUCCUCAAUGGCUUCCGAGCAACAGUUAUCCGCAAUCAAGGGCGCAAAAGUGCUCAUGGUUGGUGCUGGUGGUAUUGGCUGCGAGCUUCUCAAAACUCUAGCCCUCUCUGGCUUUCAGGACAUCCACAUCAUUGACAUGGACACGAUAGAAGUGAGUAACUUAAACAGACAAUUCUUGUUCCGAAAAUCUCAUGUUGGGCUAUCUAAGGCUAAAGUUGCUCGGGAUGCUGUGUUAAGAUUUAGGCCUCACAUAAGCAUUACCCCAUACCAUGCAAAUGUUAAAGAUUCAGAAUUCAAUGUUGACUUUUUUAAGCAAUUCAACGUUGUUUUGAAUGGACUCGACAACUUAGAUGCAAGGCGACAUGUAAACCGCCUCUGCUUGGCAGGUGGCGUUCCAUUGAUUGAGAGCGGGACUACCGGGUUUCUUGGGCAGGUCACUGUACAUAUCAAAGGCAAAACAGAAUGCUAUGAAUGCCAGCCUAAACCUGCUCCCAAAAGUUAUCCCGUGUGUACCAUCACAAGUACUCCAUCAAAGUUUGUUCACUGUAUUGUAUGGGCAAAGGAUCUACUUUUUGCGAAGCUCUUUGGGGACAAAAACCAGGACAAUGAUCUCAAUGUGCGUUCCAGUGAUGCUACUAGCUCAUCAGAGCAUGCAGAAGAUGUUUUUGAACGUAAAAAGGAUGAAGACAUUGAGCAGUACGGGAGGAAAAUAUAUGAUCAUGUUUUCGGUUACAACAUUGGAGUAGCUUUAUCUAAUGAAGAGACAUGGAAAAACCGUGCCAGGCCUAAGCCUUUAUACAUUAGAGAUGUCCUGCCUAUUGAACUUAUUCAACAGAACGGGAACGCGGAUAAAUCUUUUGUGGCUGAUGAUUCAUCAUCUGUGUCUGCUAUGGCAUCUCUAGGGCUGAAGAAUCCGCAAGAUAUAUGGAACCUGAGGGAAAAUUCAAGAGUAUUCUUUGAGGCGCUAAGAUUGUUUUUUGUGAAAAGAGAGAAGGAAAUUGGUAACUUGAGUUUCGAUAAAGAUGAUCAGUUGGCUGUAGAAUUUGUUACAGCUGCUGCAAACAUCCGGGCUGCUUCCUUUGGUAUUCCUUUGCAUAGCCUUUUCGAAGCUAAAGGUAUUGCUGGAAAUAUUGUUCAUGCUGUUGCAACAACAAAUGCUAUCAUUGCUGGAUUGAUUGUGAUCGAGGCAAUUAAGGUGCUGCAGAAUGAUGCAAACAAUUACAGGAUGACGUAUUGCCUUGAACAUCCCUCAAGGAAGAUGCUUCUUAUGCCAGUUGAGCCGUUUGAGCCAAACAAAUCCUGCUAUGUUUGUUCUGAGACACCCCUGUUGCUUGAGGUUAACACUUCUCGUUCAAAGUUGAGGGAUUUUGUUGAAAAGAUUGUCGAAGCGAUGCUUGGCAUGAGUUCUCCUUUGAUUAUGCAUGGGUCAGCCCUUCUUUAUGAGGUUGGUGAUGAUCUUGAAGAAGAUAUGGUAGCCAACUAUCAAGCAAACCUAGAAAAGGUUCUGUCUGAGUUGCCUUCUCCAGUCUCUGGUGGGACCAUUCUCACAGUUGAGGACCUUCAGCAAGAGCUGUCCUGCAAUAUCAAUAUUAAGCACAGAGAGGACUUCGAUGAGGAGAAAGAACCUGAUGGGAUGGUUCUCUCUGGAUGGACAAAAGAAAAGGAUAAGACCACUUCUACUGAAAAUGGUGCGAGCACAUCAAAUGCAUCUGAGGCAGUUUCUCUGGAGACCAAAGAAGAUAGUGAUAUAGAAAUUGUUCCGACCGGAAUUGAGAGCGCUACUACUGGGAAGAAACGAAAGUUGCCUGAAAUGUCUGAUGCUACCCUUCCUGAUUCUUCUAAAAACGAACUGCACGAAAUUGAUGACGAUGACGAUGGCGAUGAUCUGUUCAUGCUUGAUGAUGGCAAUUCAGAUGGCAGCAAGAAGAAGAGGUUGCAAUAGUGUUGCUGGUUCUAACUUUGAUAUGGGCUUAUCACAUUUUCAUUUUGUACCAUUGUUAGAGGGGAAUGGUGAUUCUUUUUGCAACUUCAGGGGAUCUUCAUGGUUAGGUCUAAACCUUUUCGCUUGAGUAGAUACAUGUAAUUUUUUGCCCCCUUUUAACUUUUGUAAUUCAAACUGUAGGUACAAUUUGUAUCUGUCCUAACUUAACAGAUUUGUUGAGGCUGAAACUUGUAAUUAUCAGCUUUAGAUUUUGGGAAACGAGGAUAGCCGAUUAAUGACAGGUUUAUGUCUCUGCUUCUAAUUA